Micropterus salmoides (largemouth bass) is the source of this 2882-nucleotide messenger RNA. RefSeq lists its product as uncharacterized. Bases 1401 to 2084 code for a protein of 227 amino acids. NCBI's taxonomy places the organism in Eukaryota, Metazoa, Chordata, Actinopteri, Centrarchiformes, Centrarchidae. Gene Ontology annotation, cellular component: cytoplasm. The transcript is spliced from 6 exons. The record is from RefSeq and is a predicted model, not a curated record.
UUGAUAAUUUUUGUGUGAUUUUGUUGUCAGCACAUUCAGCUAUGUAAAGAAAGGAGUAUUUAAUGAGAUUAUUUCAUUCAUUCAGAUCUAGGAUGUGUUAUUUUAGUGUUCCGUUUAUUUUUUGGAGCAGUGUAUGUUCGAAAUGUUUAGGAAGUUAAGAUGUGAGCUGGCAUGUGGAUUUUUCCCCUCAACAAGUAUUAAAGGGUUUUUGAAACACUGCCAGUUUAGUAAGGGAAGUCGUGGUCCCCUGAGUUUCAGUGAAUACAUGUGCAUUUUGUUGAAUACUGCAAAUGUUUCAAGUGUUCUGAAAGUGAGCUUACUAGAUAAUUCAUUUAGUCAUGUAGUGGAGAAAAGAACAAAAAUAACCAUUCUUGAAAUUUACCUUUUGGUUUAAGAGUUAGUUAAAAAGCAAAUGUUUACAGUAAAGAUUGAAGUAAGCUAUUAAUUUAAUUGUGGGAGGAUCCUGAAAAAAGUUGGGAUUUAUGUUGGAAUUAAGCCAGCUAAAAUAUUAGUGUACAUUUAGUAAGCUUUGAAUAUAGUAUAACCAGUUUAUGAUUUCUGUAACACUCCACUUUUGGUCAGACAAAAAGUGUGUACAUUCAUGCCUAGACACUCUUGCCUGAAAUUAACUUUUAGUUGUUUAUAUAACAAAAAUUCAAGUCUAAUUUUUGGACAAAGGCUGGACAAAAGAGAAUUCCAGGAAAUUGGUUGGGAAUGUCCAGGCUUGUAGCCAGUACAAAAGCACCAUUAUAUAAAGACUUGAUUUUAUCACUGUUUAGACAAUUGUUGGGAAAAUUGAAUUUGAGCCAUAAGAGUGACGCUGGUAAACCGGAGCCUGUGUGCUUUGACUUGGGUAUAAAAAAUAAAGGAAGGAGAGAAAGCAGGAUCUUCUCUUGAGCUGUCAGAGAGAGAUCCUGUAGGUCCGCCAUGAACUAAGGUAAUAUGGGAAAUAGGUUACAUUAUAAUCCACCUUGCACCAGAAGCAAAAUCUUAAAGGAAAUAUUAAAUUGAUAUCUGUUGGAGUUUGGUUUCAGUUAUAUUUUCCAUACCAAACUUGUUAUGUUGAACAUUUUACUGAUUAUUAAGCUUGUAAUCCAUACUUAUUUUGUAUCGUCCUGUAAAGAAAUUAUUGUAAAACUUUUAUUCAAUCUCGAUGGCAAUUUUCUGAUUUUAUAUUUCCAUGAGGGAAAAUCCACCACAUAAAUACACGACACUGCAUCCUUGGAUGAAGAAGUGUGAUGUUGAGACUGCAGCCUGCAGACGCGGUAAAUUAUGGGUGGAGUCUUUACUGAAGUCCCUUUAAAAUAUAAAUGAGCCUCCUGUUUUUUUCCACACAUACCUGGACAAGACACUGCCUGCUGAUCUCACAGACAUUCACAGGAGCAAGCUAAGGAGUCAGGAUGACUGAAGCGGAACUUUUGAACACGCUGAAAGAUUUGGAAAGCGAGGAGUUCAAGGACUUCAAGUGGUAUCUGCAGAAGGAUGACAGCCUCGAAGGCCGAACAGCCAUCUCAAAGGGCAAGCUGGAGAAGGCAGAGCAACGGGACACCGUGGAUCUGAUGGUGCAGACCUACACUCUUACUGAAGCUGUGGAGGUGACCAAAAUCCUUUUAAUGAAGAUCAAAAGGAAUGAUCUGGUCCAGCGUUUGUCGCCCAGCAGCUCGGCACCAAAAGCAAAGUCAAGAAAGAAGGUGAACAAAUCACAGGGUCCAAAAAGGGGACUGGACACUGACAGUCCAGUCACAGUGGAGGGCGGCACUUCUCUGGCUUUGGAGCCGACAUCAAGCCCCUCGGAUGUGAGAGAGCGAGACCUCAGCAACAGUAACCUUGGAGACCCAGGAGUGAAGAUGCUGCCUGCAGCACUUGUGGAUCCACGCUGUGGACCGGACCCUCUCAGAGUGGAACGUGGUGAAGGGAUGAGAUCUGGUCUGAGCAAGUUUUCCUCAGAUGAAGUCAGUCUGGAAUCAAGCUCAGUAAACAUGUCUUCCAAUUCGUCCGUCAGGAAGAGGAAGAUGGCAUCAAUGAAUCAGUCAUAUGGUGAAACAGGCACAUUUGGCUUCUUCUCUAAGCUGUGGCGUAGAUAGUGAAAGGCUGAGUCAGUAUGAGUUGUUUGUAUAGACAGGUUUCCUGUUUAGUGAAAAACCUUUUUAUUAUAUUCACAACACUGGCAUAAUGAUAAAUCCUGUAAAAAAAUCCUAUUGUUUCCUCAGAUUAUACCAGACACUCCCCCACAUUGUUAAGCUCCAGAGCAGAAUUCUGGAGCUAACAGCUAAUUCUAUCAAUCAUUACCUGUUGACUUUUGGACUGUAUAAAGAUUUCAAGCGCCUGUUAGCUUAGCCAUGCACCUCUGUGAGGAAUCAACUUCCCUCCUUCUCCGUGUUACACUUAAGGAUGGCAGCACACGAGAUGAUACUGACAUCAAAUGUGAUGAAAAUGCUGUUUUUCUUUAAUGUGCAAUAUGAUGUUUGUGAAUGUUGUGUGAAUAUGCUUUUACAGGUAUAAUGCAUUGUAGGCUAUACUGUCUGGAGAAAUCAAUGAAUAUGAAUAUAAAUAUUAACUAGGCUUCAUCUCGCGCUCUUUUUUCAGAGUUUGCUGCUGUUGCUAAAGUUAGCUCAAUCUAGACAAGCUAAUAUCAAGUAACAGCAUCGAGUAGCAGAGGGGAAGGGGGAAGUGCUGACUGCUCCUUGGCUUUUCACUUGUCUGAUACAGCCCAUCAUGUAUUAUGAAAAGGUUUUUUUGUCAAUGAGUUAUUUGUUUAGAAAUGUAUUUGGUUACUGUGUUAAUGAAAAUGUUUUUUAAGAGUUUUUUUAUCUGUUGAGAUGAUUAGACAUUUGCCUCUACGGUUUUGAUCAAACCUUUCGAUAAAUGAGUUUUAACAUGAA